AUGACCGGCUUCUCCAAAAUACUGCCAACAGUGCACAAGUUUCGAGCUGCGCUUGCCCGGAGGAAGGAGUCCAAGGAUCGAUUACACCAACUCAAUCAUGCCGAUCCUCCCCCUCCUCCAUCCCCGUGGGGCCUCCCAGUCGAGAUUCAAAUCCAAAUCUUUGGCUACUGCGGAAGCCCCGAUUUCUACAACUUGAAGCUGGUCUGCAAGGCCUUUAAUGCGCUCUUGUCCUCCAACGAACACGAGAUCGUCCGCCAAUACCUUCGUCAACGCCGUCAUGGUACCCUACCUUCCCCGAUCGACAAUGAGCGAACCUAUACCCGCAAUCCCGAGGAUGAUGUCGUACUCCUGUCGGACCUGUUCCCACCCUCCAAGAGCGCCAGGGGAGGUCACCUCUACACCUUCAGAUAUCUCCAUGGCCUACGGUCAAGGCAGAAGCAAUGCUCAAUGCUAUGCUACUACCUCGCAGACCGGGUUAUGGAGCGGUUUGUACAGGCAGAGCCUAUCUUCCUCCGAUCCUCGUUUCCCACACGAAAGGCCGAGCGAACCGCACUGGUAAAGAGAGGCAAGGCGAGCAUAUGGUUCCACCUGGCACCGCUCAUGUACUACACAUUAUACUUCCUCCAGUCCUACGCCUCCGCCAGGCGAGAACAUACAAACAUGCUCCUCCGCGAACACGAGGCCGGACGCCUCUCAGUUCCGAUCUCGAUCGAAACACGCCGACGCAUGUACCGAGACUUGCAAACCCGAAUCCUCCAAGCGCCCCCCUUCAGUAAUACCGCCGCGCUGGUUGCGACACACCACUGCAUGCACCUGCUCGUCUCAUACAUCCGAUACACAAUGGCGCCGGAGGCGGAAAUAGACGAUUCAUGGAUCAGCUCCCUCCUCACGGUUUCCCCCUUUACUCGAAUAGUCGAGUUCUUCUCCGCUGAGAUCGGUGAUGGGGGUAACCAGCGCGUGCAGCGGAAGGACUUUAUGUAUAAUUUCUACCGCGACAUGACGGCCCAUGAGAAAGAUCGCAUGAAUUCGGUGAUCUUUGGGCGGGCGUCGGAACGGAAUUCGCAUAGUUCUGUGCGAGAUUUGUGGUUUGAUGCUGCUUCGAGAGAAUUGGAGUCGAGACAGGCUAUGCCGCAUGAUGUGGAGACUGUUUGGACAUGGAAUGGGAUUCCCAUUUUAUUUGGAUGCCAGGAUUGCAGGCCGACUUCGGGUUGGCGGGCAUGA
This is a messenger RNA of Penicillium subrubescens, 1221 nucleotides long. RefSeq names its product F-box protein. The transcript has 3 exons. The record is from RefSeq and is a predicted model, not a curated record. Bases 1 to 1221 code for a protein of 406 amino acids. Gene Ontology annotation, molecular function: protein binding. Lineage: Eukaryota; Fungi; Ascomycota; Eurotiomycetes; Eurotiales; Aspergillaceae.